UGAUCGGCAGAGAUUGGAACCCGAUCACCGCGCACACAGAGCAUGUCUGCGCCAAGCAGCUCGUAGCUUAGUGCAGAGUUGCGCGACGCAGUUUACAGGAACCCCAUCAAGGAGACCCCGCUAAAGGAUGACAGAAGACCGAGCCGGGAAGGAGCCCGACACGGCUGAGGACCCCGAGCCCGCGGUACCGCUGGAGGACUCUGAGCUGAACCCCGAGGAGAAGUGUCUGACCGGGCCGGAGCAGCAGCAGCAGUGCGGCGGAGAUGGAGAGAAAGAGCCCGAGUUUGAGCACCCCGAGGGCGGCUGGGGCUGGGUGGUCAUGCUCGCCUCUAUGUGGUGUAACGGGUCUGUGUUCGGAAUCCAGAACGCUUUCGGAAUCUUAUUUGUGUCCCUGCUGAAAGAGUUCGGAUCCGAGGACGAUGAGGACCUGCGCUUCAGGACAGCGUGGGUGGGCUCUCUGUCCAUGGGGAUGAUAUUUUUCUGCUCCCCAAUUGUCAGCGUGUUUACAGACAUUUACGGCUGCAGGAUCACGGCAGUGGGCGGGGCUGCAGUUGGUCUCAUCGGCCUGUUCGCCAGUUCAUUUGUCAAGUCUCUGGGCGUUCUGUACUUCACGUACGGUGUGGUGUUUGCGUGCGGCUGUUCGUUCGCGUAUCAGCCGAGCCUCGUCAUCCUCGGACAUUACUUUAAGAAGCGUUUGGGUUUGGUGAAUGGUGUGGUGACGGCAGGGAGCAGCAUCUUCACGGUGUCUCUGCCGCCGGUGCUGUCGUCCCUGCUGCUCCACCUCGGCCUGCACAGCACCCUGCGCGUCCUCUCCAUCUUCAUGCUCGGGCUCAUGCUGGCUGGAUUCACCUACAAGCCCCGCCUCCCACAGAGCAUGGAGUCGAAGAAGUCCUCGUUAAAGAGGGUCUGUAAUGUCCAGAUCUGGAGGAGUCUGAGUUACAAGAUCUGGGCUUUCGGAAUUCCGGCCGCACUCUACGGAUACUUUGUCCCCUACGUCCACCUGAUGAAUCAUGUCAAGGAGCGUUUUGGCAAAGAUGUGAAUAAGGAGGUGUUACUGAUGUGUCUUGGCAUCACGUCUGGUGUGGGACGUCUCUUCUUUGGCCGAGUGGCUGACUACGUCCCUGGCGUGUACAAAGUCUUCCUGCAGGUGAUGUCGUUCAUGGUGAUCGGCGUGAUGUCGAUGUUGAUCCCGGUGUGUAAUGUGUUCGGUGGUCUGGUUGCUGUGUGUUUACUGAUGGGGCUGUUUGACGGAUGUUUUAUCUGCAUCAUGGCUCCCAUCGCCUUCGAACUGGUCGGCCCCGACAAUGUGUCUCAGGCCAUCGGCUUCCUGCUGGGCAUGAUGUCUGUGCCCAUGACUGUGGGUCCCCCUGUUGCAGGAUACCUCAGAGAUCGCCUGGGCAGUUAUGACCUGGCGUUCUACCUGGCGGGGAUUCCUCCUCUGAUUGGUGGAGCCAUGUUGUGUCUGAUCCCCUGGGUGGAGCAGAGGAAGAAGAGGAAUAAAACUGACGACAGUACGGCACAGAGCAUGCUCACACGCCCUCUCUCUCACAGUGACCUGGAGAAGAACGACAAGCUCAGUGCUGAGGCCUGAGUCUCUCUCUCACACACACACACAGAUGUGGCACUUCUGUACACAGCGGUUUAUUUGUUUAACUCUUAGUGAGGACCGAAUGUCCCCACAGAGACGGGAGGAUCUGACAGUUCAACUUAUUUUCAUGAGGAAAUCUUUUUAAGCAAAAAUUGCAGCUUUUAUUUAAAAACUGAAAGAUUUCAUUUUAAGGUUAGGUUUGGAUUUAAGGCAUUAAUUAGCUGCAUUAAUAACUCCAUCAGUGGAAGAUCCUCACAAAGAUAGGAAGGCGUGUGUGCUCUGUUUUAUUCAGAACUUUUACAAUAUAAUAAAUAUAUUUAAUGAAACUAUACGAUUAAACGAAUCAUGGACCUUGAACUAUAAAUCAGUUAAAAUAGAUUGUUUAAAUAAAAUUAAUGGGAUCCGUUUUUUUUUUUUUUUUUUUUUUUUUUUUAAAAUCUAUGCAAAAAGUUUUACUCAACUUUAUAUGUGCGUAUUAGGAGAUAGGAAUAUUUAUGUUGGAUUUAAUUAAAAAAGGUUAUUUUAAACAUCGGAUCCAAAGAAAAUGCUAAUCACAGAACCCGAUUCCUAAGCUGUGUAAUAUAUAAAAGUCGCACUGUCUUAUUUUAAAACUGGAUUAAAGGCAGUGGCGAAUCGUUAAAGGGAUUUAAACACAAUUUAGCUUUAGCUCUUCGGUUGCUUUUAUUUUUCUUGAGGACUGAACUCGGUCAUGGGAAAAGUCAUUUCUCUAUGCAAUAUGGCUACAGAUAUCACUGUUUUUACACUACAUGCUGCUGGUAACAUUCAGGGACUGAAUUAGGUGUGAACUCUAAAACUGAAGGAAAAGUAGCACAGCUCGCUUUAUCAAGUGCCUCGUUCAGCUUUUUUGCUAAAAAACUGUAUUGUAGAUGAUGAGUCUUCACUGCACAGAUUAAUGCAUCGUUUUCCAUUAAAUGGUUAUGAAGCGCGCCGUGUCGCUGUGGGUAACGCCGGGCACGUGUACGUGAGGAGGCUGCCUGAGCAGGGGACAUUUCUGGACAGAGACAGAACAGAAAAAACAAACGUUGGGAUCAGAACCAACCGAGCUCCCUUAUUAGGCUGCCUACUCUAACAGGCGUGGACAGAUUUGUUGGUACCGUUCCAUCGAAAAAGAACCAAGAACCCACGACUCUCUGUGAAAUAAGUAGGAACUGACAACGGCAUGCAGCAUUGUUUAUUUCAUGUUUAAUACAAAUCAGACUGCUUUUGAUUUUUGGUUUAACUGAAUAUUUUGCAUCACAAAAUGGCAAAAUAUUUAAAGAACCUUACAGACAAGCAGGUUAAAGGCAAAGACUAGAUCAUCUCCAAGCAGCUCGAUGUUCCUGAGACUGCAGCUCCAAAUAUUAUCCCACUCUUCCUGAGCAAACUGCUCGGAAGGGUUCCUCAGAUCAGGGCUCAUAGAAGGCCACUUCAGAGUAGUCCAGUGUUUUUUGCUCUUCACUGUUCUUGAGUGCUGUUUGCUGUGUGUUUGGGUCUUUAUCCUGUUGGAGGACCCAUGACCAGCGACUGAGACUGCGCAAUCUGAUACUGGGUAGGACGUUUCGCUCCAGGAUUCCUCGAUAGUCUUGAGAUUUCAUCGAGUCCUGUAGAGAUUCAAGGCAUGCCGUGCCCCAAAUCAUAACCAAGCCCCCUCUGGGUUUCACACCACAGCUUUCUUUGAAAGCUUCACUUGUUCUUCUGUGGACAGAGAGAGAGCUGACGUGACUUGCCAAUCAGCUUGAGUUUCCACAGGACAUGUUCCCAGGAGCACUGUGGCUCAUCAAUAUACAUUAUUGUCUUUUAAAGUUGUUCUUCCAACAAUGGAGUCCUUCUGGAUCUUCUUCCAUUGAGCCCGCUGUCGCUCAGAAAGUAACAGAUGGUGCAAUCGGACAUUGAUGUCCCUUGACCUUGGAGCUCAACUUUUAUCUCUUUGGAAGUUGUCCUUGGCUGUUUGUAGGGCUGAACGAUUUUAAGAUUUUAACGAUUUUAAUGUUUAUUAACGUUGAGUGCCUGAGGAACAAGUUAUAAUAACUUAAAAUAAAAAGAGAGCCAUCUUUCUUAAGUAAACUUUUUUUUGCUUCUUUUACUUUUCCCAUCUACAACAUAGACAUAAAAAAAGGUUGAUCAAUGGCUCAGCAGCAUCAAAAUAUUGCACUUUUGUAAAAGAAAGCAUUAUAAAUUAUAACAAACAACAAAGUAGAGCAAAAAAGUCUGACCUUAAAAGUAGUGCAAGAAUGGCUCAAGGGAGCUAGCUUAUGAACAUUAACGACAUCAGCAGCAGUUACAGAAACUCAACCCCUGUACUCAGAAGCCUGUGAUUCUUUUUCACACAGUGGCAAGAGGAAAUGAAAUGUAAUGGUAGUAAAAAUAAAACAUAAUAAAAAAAAAAA
This is a messenger RNA of Neoarius graeffei (lesser salmon catfish), 3975 nucleotides long. RefSeq names its product solute carrier family 16 member 10 (gene slc16a10). Gene Ontology annotation, biological process: transmembrane transport. Gene Ontology annotation, molecular function: monocarboxylic acid transmembrane transporter activity. The transcript has 7 exons. The record is from RefSeq and is a predicted model, not a curated record. The coding region runs from base 128 to 1591 and encodes 487 amino acids. NCBI's taxonomy places the organism in Eukaryota, Metazoa, Chordata, Actinopteri, Siluriformes, Ariidae.